AUGACGUUCACCGGCAGCGACGUCGGGUCCACCGCCCCCAACGGGUUCAAUUUACAAAGACCGGAUAGCCCAGGAAACAUAUGCAAGCGUGAUGUUUUAGCGGCAAUAGAAUCAGACGACAAGAUUGUGGAUGUUGAUGAGAAUUUGGAUGACCCACAGUCGCUUGCAAAGAAAAGGCCAGCCAUUAACUUCAUAGAAAGAGGGCGAAAAGACAUUAAUGCCAUACUGCGUGUGGUUCUUAUUAAUUGGCUUGUUGAGAGGGAUAGACUUGUAACUGACACAAUGUAUUUAACUGUUAACAACAUAGACCAUUAUCUUUCUGGAAAUGUCAUGGAUAGGCAAAAGGUUGCAAUUGCUUGGUGUGGCUUGCAUGAUGAUUGCGUUCCUCAAAUGGAGUCUGAUGUCUUAAAUUACCUAAAAUUUGAAAUGAGAGUAGCCACAAAUGAUAUAUUAACUCACUAUCCAUUUACUUUCCAUAGGAGUUUUGUCCGCGCUGCACAUGGUCUCAAUGAGUGUUUCACAUAUGCUCUAACGCAUUUGAAUUGGAGGUCGUGUAUAAGUUGCAUAAAUAUUGUGGGUGCCUUUCUAGGCUUCAAUUGGAGUGCUUGGCCAACUACAUUGUUGGGUUAUCUAUUCUGGAAACGUGCUAUUUUAUACACCAUCGGUCAUAGCAGCAUCUUCGAUUUUCCUGGCCUAAUUCAUUCUUCUACCUGCUAA
Striga asiatica is the source of this 717-nucleotide messenger RNA. NCBI's taxonomy places the organism in Eukaryota, Viridiplantae, Streptophyta, Magnoliopsida, Lamiales, Orobanchaceae. The record is from the annotation of a GenBank genome assembly.